Caretta caretta (loggerhead turtle) is the source of this 1576-nucleotide messenger RNA. RefSeq names its product leucine rich repeat containing 14B (gene LRRC14B). The record is from RefSeq and is a predicted model, not a curated record. Gene Ontology annotation, cellular component: cytoplasm. NCBI's taxonomy places the organism in Eukaryota, Metazoa, Chordata, Testudines, Cheloniidae.
UGCCGGAAAGAAAUCAAAGGCAACAAUGAAGUCGCUGCGGUUCAUUAGUGCUGAGGCUUUGGUAUCGAAUGCGCAGCUUGCCAGGAAAAGUCUCAGCAGUGUUGCACAUAAUCUUUUUCCUCUUCUUUUUAAAGCCAGUUAUUUACUGGAGCAGGGAGAAGUGAUUCAUGACCUGGUGGAAAACUGGCCCCUGGCAGACUUUAAUAUAGGAAAACUGUUAGGGACAACAGUGGAUUACCAGGAAGACCUCAGCAGCAGAGCAUGCUGUGUUUGUUUGGAAAGUUGUCUAGUUGGGCUGAGAGAUUAUGUGUUGAAUUGCUCUUCUCCAUACUCAAAGAGACUGAAAGUGGUGGACCUGACAGGCAUAAAAGAUGUUGAAGUUCAGGUCUGCAAGUGUAAGAAGACUCUGGGAAGGUGGGCCAGGACAGAGCUACUAUCAAAGCUCUCUUUUGAGCUGCUUGUUGAAAUGCAAAGGCUGCAGUUCAAUCCAUGUAUCUUUGAUAUCGCUAUUGACGUUCUCAUUGACCUGUUUGUUACAGAGCGGAACUAUGAACUUGUGGUCCAAGCCUUACUGAUGAGAUGCCACUGUCCACUAAAGAUUCGUUGUGUGGCAUUCAGAGCUGACAGUCUCACUUUACGAAAGCUUUUCUACAUCAUAAAGCUCACAGAUCCCUCUUCACUGCGCAAACUUGAAGUGGUUCACAAUAUUCGUUUGGAAAUGGAGCACUUGGAAGUGCUGUUUAAUAACAUCCACUUUCCUCUACUGACAUCGCUUACCCUGCCGGCCAGAGCAUUCAAUGUGCAGCGGUUUACAGCCGAGGAUGAACCAAUCUUUAUGACUAUUGGAGAAAAGAUGAGCCAAAUGACGCAGCUGACUGAGCUGAGCCUGGCAUUUUCUAUCCUCACAGGAAAAAUACGGAAACUGCUCAGCCCACUGAAAACCCCUCUGAAGCUACUGGAUGUUUCUAACUGCGCCUUGAACCAUGCUGACAUGGCCUAUUUAGCCAAUAGCCUCCAUUCUAACCACCUGGAAGUACUGGACCUCAGUGGGCACAAUGUGGCUGACCUUUACCCAUCAACCUUCUUUAAACUUCUCAGCCACUGCUCUUAUACUCUGAAGAUGCUCAUCCUUGAGGAAUGUAACAUUCAAGACAUUCAUGUAAAUAUGUUGAUUUUGGGUUUGAACCCCUGCCGGAAGCUACAAGAAUUCAAGUUCCUUGGAAAUCCCCUGUCAUCCCGAGCACUUAAAUGCCUCUUUAAUGUUUUUAGUGACUUGCCGAUGCUGAAAUACAUUGAGUUCCCAGUUCCUAGGGACUGCUAUCCUAACAAUGUCACCUACCCAAUUGAUGAUGCUUAUCUUUCAAAAUUUGAUCACCAAAAAUAUGAGAGUGUAUCAGAGGAACUUAAUAAUAUUUUACUUCAUGCAAACCGGGAGGACAUAAAGACUUCAACACCACUCUUCGGAGGCUAUGACGCAGCCAUUCAAGAGACUGGCAAUGAACUGGGAUCUUACUUACUGAAAUCUUUCAAAGAUACUUUAGAAAACUUUAACAAAGCUCUUCAAGAAAUGAAUUAA